This is a messenger RNA of Notechis scutatus (mainland tiger snake), 3285 nucleotides long. Lineage: Eukaryota; Metazoa; Chordata; Lepidosauria; Squamata; Elapidae. The record is from RefSeq and is a predicted model, not a curated record.
AUGGUGUGGGAAGUCCCGGAAGCGUAGCCGGGACUGUUGGCGAUGAUGGCGGAGAGUCCGGUUGCUGAAGAGGUAGUAGCUUCGGCCGCGGUACUGGCGGCCCCGACAGGCGGAGGACCGGGAGCCGGAGCUGGUGGCGGAGGCACGGGCGUCUUCCUACCAGCAGAGCUCUGGGCGGUAGCGGGGUUGGGUUCGGCAGGAGGAGGAGGAGGAGGAGGGUCUGGAACGGGAUCUGGAGUCGGUUCUGCAGGAGCCCCAGUGCCUGGGAUUCCCCCUGCCGCCGCCGCCGCCGCCGCCGCUGCCGGAGUGCUCCUUUCGCAUUCGGCCUUUUGGGACCCCACGACUAGUGGUGAUUGGGACGGAGAGAGACCGAGCGCUGCCUGCCUGCUCCGUAUCAAACGGGAUAUCAUGUCAAUUUAUAAGGAACCACCUCCUGGAAUGUUUGUCGUACCUGACCCGCAUGAUAUGACCAAGAUUCAUGCGUUGAUCACAGGCCCCUUUGACACGCCUUACGAAGGGGGUUUCUUCUUGUUCCUGUUUCGCUGUCCUCCAGAUUAUCCUAUCCAUCCGCCGCGGGUCAAACUGAUGACAACUGGGAAUAAUACAGUGAGGUUUAACCCUAACUUCUACCGAAAUGGGAAGGUCUGCCUCAGUAUUCUAGGCACAUGGACUGGUCCAGCCUGGAGUCCCGCACAAAGCAUUUCUUCGGUACUUAUAUCUAUACAAUCUUUAAUGACCGAGAAUCCCUAUCACAACGAACCUGGCUUUGAACAGGAAAGGCAUCCAGGAGACAGUAAAAAUUACAAUGAGUGCAUUCGACAUGAAACUAUUCGCAUUGCUGUAUGUGACAUGCUGGAAGGGAAAUGCCCUUGUCCAGAACCUUUACGUAGAGGAGUUAUGGAGAAGUCCUUCAUGGAAUAUUACGAUUUUUAUGAGGGGAUAUGCAAAGAGAGGCUUCGCCUCCAAGGACAGUCCAUGCAGGACCCCUUUGGAGAGAAGCGAGGACACUUUGACUACCAGUCCCUUUUAGUACGUUUGCAAGCAAUCCGCCUGAAGGUUCAGGAGAAGCACCAGCAGGAGAAUCCAGAGAUAGACUCAGAAAGCAGCUCUUCCGAAACAGAAACAGACACUCAGGGGAGCAUUAAGAUUUAGAUGCCUCCUACCCGAUUACUUGGGAAUCCAAAACGUGAGGGUGGGAUCUUCCAACUCCAGGUGCUGUGGAGGACCCCAGAGAGACCUAAGAACUGUUUAGGUUCCAGAGUGAGCACACAAGUGGAAAAACAGCCUUUUGUUACCUCCCUCAAGGGCUCUGGUACAUCCUGUUAAAAGAGCUAACUGGGCUUGGGAGAGGCUGCAUUUUAGAAAUGACCCUUCCCUCUGCUGGACACCUCUGAGUGAAUGACACGCCAAAAAAAAAAAAAAAAGCAUUUUGGAAAAACCUGUAGGCAGGUUUAUGUCUCCCUUUCCACCAAGUCUCGAAAGAGCAUGAGAUAAAGCAUGGCUCCUUGUUCCAUUGUCCUUGUUUCAUAAAUGUACUGCAUAUUCCUAGCACUUCCCUCCCAGCUUGUUUCUACAUUUUGAUGGGCUCCCAGUAAUUGAGUCUGGUAAAGCACUUUUUGACUAUUUGUACAUCACAUCUUAUUUCUUUAAAUUUGGUGCACUGUAGCUUACCAGUUGGUUUGAUGUUGCCUGUCUUAAAGACAGACCAAAGAGGAAGAAUUUCUGCUGAAACUAGGUUUCAUGUUUUCUUUCAUUUGAAUUUUUCACAGCUUUAUUAAAUUCCCAUUUUCCUGACUUUCAUCCAAAGUCCCAGCAGGAAGAGUAAAACGCAACCCAGGAAAAGAAUUAAAAUUUAUGUUUAAACCUAUUGUGCAUGUCAAUCUUCAGCUUUCCAAAGCAAACUUUACUUUACCUCAUUUUACUGACCAUUUUUGGUGGCACUAAAGGAGAAAAAAAAUGCUCUCCUUUGGUAAGAUGGACAUAAUUUUGGAGAUGAGUAUUGUAUGGGAGAAGUAAUGAUUGCAGAACUGAAGUACAAAUAAAUGCAUCAGCACCAACAAAUUAGCAUGUUUAUCUGAAGUAGCUUUAGCUUCCAUGCUUUAUUUUUGGGAGGCAGGGAGAACAUAACUAGGAGCUUCGUGACAGAGAAAUAAGAAAUGCCUCUUAGACUGUUAAGCCUAGGGAAUACAUUGUUGGAAGUAUCCAGUCAAAGGAUCAGGUCUUAUUUUAAUAAGAGUUUAUUGAACCUGAAAUAUGGAGUCACCGUAGUGGAUGAGUUUCUAUAAAAUCUAUCCUAACUCCAUUCUUCCAGAUUGCAUCUAUGAUACAAAAAAAGACUCCAGAUUUCUGGUGGGGGGGGGGGGGAAUUAAUGUAGGAAUUUUAACUCUUUCUAGAGAAGAUCCAGAAGACUUAGCACUUUUAGAACUGGCUCUAAGCCUUUAGAAAAUUGAGGGAAUUGAUGUUGAUUACUGACGCACAUGUGAUCUGAAGCAGGAGCCAUUCUAUAGGAAAGACUAUAUUCAGCCAUCAGCCUAGUAAUAUAUAGGAUUCCAUGCUUGCACCUGCCAUCCAUCUCACCUCGCCCUUUAAACAUCCUGUACGUUCAUAGGCAGUAUCCUUCCAGCUGUUCUUGUCCUUUUUUGGGGAUAUAAGAGGGCAUUUUGCAGCUCAAAAUACCCUGUAGCUUUGGGUGGAAAAACUGAUUUCACCUAAGAAUCUCUCCCCAAAAGGAGUCUGUCCAAGGGAUAUAAAUAACUGGUAGUAUCUGAAAAAAACAACCAUUGCAAUACAAGUUUACGUGUAGAUGCCUUGUAAAAGGGAAGGUCUUGAGACAAAUUUUUUAUCAUGUUCAUUUUAAUCUCUUUAGAUACAAUCCAACAAAAGUCAGAUUUACUUAUCUUUCUCACUUCCUUCAAAAUUAAAGGAAUCAGGGAGACUUAGGCCUUACGCACUUUGUGCCAACUGAAUAAAUUUGGGUUUCGCCAUGUUAUUCACUAGGGCUAGAAGUGCUUCUGGAUUAGAGUACUAUGAUUUCAAGGCAUCUUAACUCCAGAUGCAUGUUGGCUGUUGAAGUAUUGCAUACAUUUCUUUAAAACAAAACAUGGAAAAUGCCUUAUGUGAUUUUUUUUUUUCAUAUGGCUCGCAUGUGGGUGUAAGAAAGGAAUCUGAUUUUGUAGCUGCCCAUAAUCUGUCUUCUGAACGUUUCCAUUUUAAAAAGUGACAAUCCUAGAUGACUGAUCUAGACAAAUGUUAGUGACAUAAUUUUAGACCUAACAAGCUUAAGG